Molecule: messenger RNA, 2120 nt
Organism: Eruca vesicaria subsp. sativa (arugula)
Lineage: Eukaryota; Viridiplantae; Streptophyta; Magnoliopsida; Brassicales; Brassicaceae
Source: the annotation of a GenBank genome assembly
CUUUACGACUGUUACUGAUGGUCAGACAAGUGUUGAGAUCAAUGUGCUACAGGGUGAGAGGGAGUUUGCUAGAGAUAACAAGUCUCUUGGCAGUUUCGUUCUAGAUGGUAUUCCACCUGCACCACGUGGAGUUCCAAACAUCGACGUCAAAUUUGACAUUGAUGCCAAUGGAAUACUCUCCGUCACUGCUACUGACAGAGGCACCGGUAAUAAACAAGAGAUUACCAUUACUGGUGCCACUACUUUGCCCAAAGAUGAGGUGAAGAAGUGAAAGAGGUGGAGGCUAGACUUCAAGAGCUUAUGGACAAGAUUGGAAGUGGAUCGACUCAACUCAAGAUAUCAAGGACUCCAUGGCUGCUCUUAACCAACAAGUGAUGCAGAUUGGUCAUUCUAUGUACAACCAAGCUGGAGCUGGUCCUUCUCUCCUGGAGGUGAAUGUGCUUCAUCAGCAGCAGAUUCAUCGUCAAGCAAAGGUGGUGAUGAUGCGAUGGAUGCUGACUUCACAGACAGUAAAUGAGAAAAAGACACACACAUGAUUUUGUAGGUUGGUAUUAUGGGUUGAUUUGAGCAAUGCUUUUGAAAAUAAUUUAUUUUGGAUUAUAAAGAAGCAAUGUUUAUUACAGGGAAUAUUUUCGACCUAUCUAAAGGUAAAAAGAAAAGAAGAGGAAUAAAUAAAAACAGAGGACUUACCAUAUCUUGAAGAAGAGUUAUUAGGUCAUUUAUGGGGGGUCUUAGUGAUAUCUUUAUAAAUAUCUUGUGGAACUUGGUGAUCAAGUUUCAAACUUAUUUCUUCUCUCCUCUGUAUAUAUAUAUAUAUUCUCGAGCUUUUGUAUCACACAAAGAAAGAAGACAAAAGAGAUCGAUAAGAGUGUAAUAUCUACUACAGAAUUCGAAAAAUGUCUUCUGCUCAGAUUAACGUUCUCGGUGGAAUUGGAUUCGCUACUACUAGUUCAUCUUCCAAGAGGAAUCUCAUUGGUAAAGGCUAUUUUAUGCCAAGAAGCAGCGCCUUCUUCGCCAUUAGAAACGGUACUUUCACUACCCUAUCCUAUAGCAGACAUGGCUGUCCGGUGAGAGUGUUCAACGAGAAGGUUGUGGGAAUCGAUUUGGGUACUACUAACUCAGCUGUAGCUGUCAUGGAAGGAGGGAAGCCCAUGAUUGUGACGAACUCUGAAGGUCAGAGGACUACUCCAUCCGUGGUGGCUUACACUAAGAGCGGUGACAGGCUUGUUGGGCAAAUUGCGAAGAGACAAGCAGUUGUUAAUCCAGAGAACACUUUCUUCUCGGUAAAGAGGUUUAUUGGUAGGAGGAUGAACGAAGUUGCUGAAGAGUUUAAGCAGGUUUCUUAUAGAGUUGUUAAGGAUGAGAACGGAAACGUCAAGCUUGAGUGCCCUGCAAUUGGCAAACAGUUUGCAGCUGAGGAGAUUUCAGCUCAGGUUUUGAGGAAACUUGUGGAUGAUGCGUCGAGAUUUUUGAACGAAAAAGUGACAAAGGCUGUUAUCACUGUGCCUGCUUACUUCAACGACUCACAGAGGAUAGCUACUAAAGAUGCUGGCCGCAUAGCUGGGCUUGAUGUUCUUCGUAUUAUCAAUGAGCCUACUGCUGCUUCUUUAGCUUAUGGUUUUGAAAAGAAAAGCAACGAAACAAUUCUUGUUGUUGAUCUUGGUGGUGGUACCUUUGAUGUCUCUCUUCUUGAGGUUGAUGAAGGUGUAUUUCAAGUGCUUUCCACUUCUGUUGACUCACAUUUGGGUGGCAAUGACUUCGACAAGAGAAUUGUAGAUUGGCUUGCUUCAAAAUUCAAGAAAAGCAAAGGCGUCGAUCUUUUGAAAGACAAACAAGCACUUCAGAGGUUGACAGAGGCAGCAGAAAAAGCUAAGAUUGAGCUUUCCUCCCUGACUCAAACAAAGAUUAGCUUGCCAUUUAUCACAUUCACAGCUAAUGGACCGAAAGACCUAGAAACCACCCUCACACGUGCCAAGUUUGAAGAGUUGUGUUCAGAUUUACUUGACAGGUGUAAGACUCCCGUUGAGAAUUCACUAAAGGAUGCAAUGCUGAGCUUCAGUGAUAUUGACGAGGUGAUCCUCGUUGGUGGAUCCACACGUAUCCCUGCUGUUCAGGAGUAG